Camponotus floridanus (Florida carpenter ant) is the source of this 2929-nucleotide messenger RNA. It is a transcript of the gene Bsg, whose product is annotated as basigin. Gene Ontology annotation, cellular component: neuron projection membrane. The record is from RefSeq and is a predicted model, not a curated record. The coding region runs from base 740 to 1813 and encodes 357 amino acids. The transcript has 5 exons. Gene Ontology annotation, biological process: synapse organization. NCBI's taxonomy places the organism in Eukaryota, Metazoa, Arthropoda, Insecta, Hymenoptera, Formicidae.
GAACGGCGCACGACAGAGCGAGACGGACGUCCGAGCAGAAGACAACCGCCGCCAUUUUUCUCUUGACAUUGCCAUCGUAGCUGCUCUCGCGGUGCUAUUGUCGCAGGGACUCGCAAUCGUCUCUCCUCUCUUCUCUCUCUCUCUAUCCGUCUCGCUCCAAGUUGAAGCGACGACGACGUCGAUAACGAGGAGGAGGGAGCGGCUACGUCGAGGCGGUGACGACGAGGUGGACGAGGAAGACGACGACGACGGCGAUAGUGGUGGUGGUGAUACCCGGAUGGUCUCUGUGUACAGUGCGUAUUAGGAGAUAAGGGCCGAGUACAGAGAUAACAUUUAGACGUCAGUGAUAGAUCGCGUCUGCUCUCUCAUCGUCGUUGACGGCUGCGGGGGAGGGUGAAGAGGAGGAGAAGAAACAGUGACGGAUAUCUUUCACGUCAACGAUACGAACGGCAGUCGCGCACGAUCGAGUGAGAAGGAAAUCUCGCGACUGACGGAUUGGCCGACGAGGGAGAGGACAAGGGCAGCGACGACGAGAGCAAGGAGGUCGACGAUCGCGAUACGUCGUUCUCGGGAACCGUCCGUCAUCCAGAGGCAUCGGUGAACGUCAAUCUAUCCGUGAAAGGACGGCUCCCCUAUCGUUCCGCGAAACAACGAGGUGGAUCAUCGACGUGGUGCUCGUUGAUAUCGUAUUGUCGCACGGUCACGCGUCACCGCGUACAUCGGCAGCAGCGCCACCGGGAUGGAGAGACGAGCCGUUUUUGUGCUGCUGGGGCUGCUAUAUUUAGCGGUGGGCACCCUCGUCAAGGCAGUGACGUAUGAGGGACCGCCGAAGGAGAUACUCAAGGGAGCAAAUUGGCAGAUCACGUGCAAGAACUUAAAGGAUGAUGAACAGGUUAGAUGGACCAGGAACGGUGAGACGCUGGAACUGGAGCUGUCCAGUGGUCAGCUGACUGUCAAACCUGGCGACGGGUUUAGCACGCUUUCGGCGACCCAAGCGAGAGACAGUCACGAUGGAAAUUACAAAUGCACGUCCGACAGUGCGGACUCUUUCCAUCUCAUGAUACAUUACGAUGUAAAGAUUAGAGUACUUACGCCCAAGGAUGUACUACCUUUGGUGCUUGAAUGCGUAAACAAGAGUGAUAAAGCGGUGUGGAUGAAGGAGAACACAUCAUUGAGUACAGCGCUAACUGGCAACGAAGACAUCAUAAAGAUUAACAAUGAGACCGGCAGUCUGGAGAUUUUAAAGGACAAGAAGGAGGUUUAUGGCAAUUAUACUUGUAAAGUGGACAACUCCACGAUCAAAUACAAAGUCGUACCGAAACCGAUAGCGUUUCUGGCUGAAUCUACUAGUGUGGUGGAGGGCGAGAAGCUGCACUUGGUAUGCCACGCAAAAGAGCCGAGCCCCGGCGCAAGGAUAUCCUGGACUUUCGGAGAUCAAAAUUAUACGGAAUCCAAAGAUCGCGUGAAGAUCUCCAACAGUGUGGAAACCGGCAUCUACGGCGCUGUUCUAAAUGUUGAAAACAUCGAAAUGACCGAUCGCGGUAACGUUAUCUGCAGAAUGUCGUACAACUGGUCCGAUCCCAAUCUCGCGGAACACUCGUCGGAAGCCGAGACAUUCCUCAGGGUUAAGGAUAAACUUGCGGCACUCUGGCCCUUCCUAGGCAUUUGUGUGGAGGUCGUAGUUUUGUGCGCUAUCAUUUUGGUCUACGAAAAGAAGCGGAACAAAGCCGAACUCGAGGAGUCCGAUACUGAUCAGAGUCCUGAUACUAAACCAACGCCCAACAAGGAGUCCGAUGUCAGACAGAGAAAGUGAAUCAACAAAUACACGAAUGGGAGCGAUGCAAUAGAAACGAGGGGCUGUUAUGUGUCACAGAGUGUUAUAAAGAAAAUUCGUAAAGAUAUCGGGACUUGAAUGAGAGAGAUAUAAUGUCACAAAUAUGGAAUAAACACUGAAAAAUGGACUGCAGCUCAAGUGGGCCAUUCAUGGUGCACACCUGCGUGAAGGCAGGUUUCGUGCAGCAAACGCGUGCAUAGCAGGAUCACACAAGUUACUAACAAAUUAAAUUAAGCCUUAUUACGGUGUUCACUCCAUUUAUCAGAUGUUCGCCUGUUCGUAUUCUUUAACUACACCGCUUUGACCGACGGAGAGAAAAAUGUGUUGACACGAGUUAUAUGUAUAAGUAAGUGCCGAUGAUGAUAGAAAUGUGUGUGCCAGGAAAUGAAGGAUGAGAGAGAGAGAGAGGGAGAGAGAGGAAAAUAUAGAGAAAAAAGAGAGAGAAAGAGAAACAAAAAAUAAUGUAUGAAUGAAGAGUUUAAAAGUAAAUAGAGAUCGCGACAAGUCGAAAAAUAAGCAUGCUCGCCGAACGUGAUGAGUAGAUAUAAGUUUCCAUAAAAACACUUCGAAGUGCGAACUUCUGAUAAACACCAAUAGUUUGAUCGUGCGUUUAUUCGUUACGUACAUUCUGCGCUCGCACGUUCGUCGAGCAUGCCAUGGAAGUAUUAGAUUCGCGUAGAAGUCGUUUCUCAAACUUCGCACGUGUGACAGAAGAAAAUCAAUAAAAUAAACUUUAUGGUAGGGCCGAAAAUAUGUGCUCGAUACUAGUUACGUAAUAUAAUAGGAACGCGGGCAGUGCGUGCCACAAUUGGCUUCCGGAUAUAUGUUUGCGUACUUUCGAAGAUACAAAAAGAAGAGAGAAAGAGAGAAUGAGAGAGAGAGAAAGAAAGAGAGAGAGAGAGAGCCUAUCUUUGGCGUCGCCUUAUAUUAUGAUAUAUUCCAUCGCGUUAGUGGAUAUCCCGGAAGUCUGGCUGCACGCGACGCCGUUGUUAACGAUAUUAAUGUAAUUAAUACUGUAAUAUUAUUGCCAUCGUUAUUACUGCUGCUACAACUAUCGUUAUUAUGAUUAUUACAAGUAUUAUAUCGUUAAUUUUA